CCGUUGUUGUUUUUUCUAAAUAAUGAAAUUCAACAUGGCGGCCACUGGAGUGCUACCGUUCGUUCGCGGUGUUGAUUUUACUCGCAAUGACUUCCAGGAUGACAAGUUUCCAGUAGAGAUUGCUGAUAUGUCAGGAUUAAGAUGGCUGAGACUUAAUAAAACAAAUUUGGAUAAAAUGCCUGAGGAAAUUUACAAACUGAAAAAACUGGAACAUUUUUCGUGUAUUAAAAACAGCAUAAAAGAUCUGGGAGAUGAAAUGGCAAAAUUGAGUGCUUUACGGACAAUAAAUUGUCGACACAAUCAAAUUACAGAUAAAGGCAUACCUGGUAAAAUAUUUGAUCUGGAAGAUCUGCAAGUUGUGGAUUUGAGUCACAAUAAGUUAGAAGAUGUUCCACCACUUUUAGAAAAUGCCAAGAAUUGCAUUGUGUUGAAUUUGGCUCACAAUAAUAUUUCUAUGAUACCUAAUCAGCUGUUUAUCAACCUCACUGAUUUAAUAUUUGUGGAUCUCAGUGAUAAUGAUCUAGAAACACUUCCACCUCAGAUGAGAAGACUUACAAACUUACAGACAUUAAUACUGAACAAUAAUCCACUGAUACAUGCACAGCUAAGACAGCUUCCAGCUUUGACAUCAUUAGAAACACUGCAGAUGAGAAAUACACAGAGAACACUGAACAACUUUCCAUUAGGUGUAGACACACUAACUAACUUACAAGAUAUAGAUUUGUCUGGCAAUGAUCUGCCAAGAGUACCAGAGACUUUGUACAAACUGUCUCCAUUGAAACGACUUAAUCUGUCCAACAAUCAGAUCACAGAACUCUCUCUUGUUAUAGAUACUUGGGUGAAUUUAGAAACACUGAAUUUAUCAAGAAAUAAAUUGACAGCAUUACCAUCUUCUUUACAUAAACUAGUAGCAUUAAAGAAGUUGUAUAUAAACAGUAACCAGUUAGAUUUUGAGGGUAUUCCUGCUAAUAUUGGUAAACUACACAAUCUAGAGGUGUUUAGUGCUGCUAAUAAUAACCUUGAGAUGAUCCCUGAGGGUUUGUGCAGGUGUGGAAAAUUGAAAAGAUUAUUAUUGAAUGGUAAUCGCUUGGUGACACUGCCAGAUAUUUUGCAUUUAUUACCAGAAUUAGAAACCUUAGAUGUUCGAGAAAAUCAAGGAUUAGUAAUGCCACCCAAGCCAGCUGAUAUGAAGAAAGGAAAUGAAUACUACAAUAUUGACUUCUCUUUGAAUACACAACUUAGAUUAGCAGGUGCCCCUGCCCCACCAACAGCAGACCAGUCUCCACCACAAAAAGGAGAUGCAGUCGCAAGAAAAUUGAGACUUAGAAAGAGGAGAGAUGGAGAGAAAGAAAGUGAAAAAGUGUUAAAGGGUAUGAGAGAUGUAGCCAAGGAUAAGGCAGAGGGGAGUAUAGAUUUAGAAGAUGACAAUCCACUCAGGCCAAAGAAAUGGAAUGAGAAUUUAGAGAGACCACAUUUAGAUUACAGUGAGAUAUAUGAUGAAGAUGUGGGUCAAAUACCAGGAAUUCAGUGUUGGGAGAUAGAAAACUUUCUACCUAACCCAGUAGAAGAAGCAUUGAUUGGAAAGUUUUAUGAGAGAGAUUGUUAUAUUGUAUUGAAAACAUUUAUAAAUGAAUCUAAUGGUCUGGAUUGGCAGAUUUGGUAUUGGAUAGGCAAAACAACAACGCUUGAUAAGAAAGCUUGUUCAGCCAUACAUGCUGUAAACCUCCGUAAUUUACUGGGAGCAGAAUGUAGGACAAUUAGAGAAGAAAUGGAGGAUGAAUCUGAAGAAUUUAUGGACUUGUUUGAGAAUGGUGUGCAUUACAUAGAAGGUGGUAGGACUACCAGUGGUUUCUUUAGUGUAGAUUCUGUUGAAUAUGAAACUAAACUCUACAGAGCUUCAGGGGCACAUGCUAUACACAUGGAAAGGGUUGAUGUCAGUGUCAGGUCAUUAGACAGAAGAUUUGUGUAUUUGUUAGACAAUGGCAAUGAUAUAUUUGUAUGGGUAGGCAAGCUGGCACGAGGUACAAUUAGGACAAAAUCAAGAUUGGUGGCAGAAAAGAUCAACAAAAAUGAAAGGAAAAACAAGGCAGAAAUACAUAUGGAGUCCCAAGCAAGAGAAGAGGCAGCAUUUUGGAAAGCUUUAGGAGCACAGGCAGAUGGAUUUAUUGGGGAAAUUGUGCCAGAUGAUUUUGAGCCAGCAGAACCCAGGUUAUACAAAGUAGGAUUAGGAAUGGGAUACUUAGAAUUACCACAAGUUGAGAUUCCAAAAGGAAGGCUAGUUCAGAAAUUACUGGACACUAAAAAUGUGUAUAUACUGGAUUGUAAAUCUGAUCUCUUUGUAUGGAUAGGAAAGAAGUCAACAAGACUAAUCAGAGCUGCAGCCUUAAAACUGUCAUAUGAAAUAAACUCCAUGAUAGAUAGACCAGAUUAUUGUACAGUGACCAGAUGUUUACAGGGGACAGAAUCUCAGAUAUUUAAAACAAAAUUCUUUGGUUGGGAUGAUGUAUUACCUGUAGAUUUUACAAGAACUGCUGAGUCUAUUACCAGGAGAGGAGCUGAUCUGAAGGUGAUUAUGGAACGAGACAAGAUGAAGACUGAUCUGUCAGCAUUAUUUAUGCCCAGACAACCUCCAAUGCCUAUGGAGGAAGCAGAACAGAUGAUGCAGGAUUGGAAUGAAGAUUUAGAUGGAAUGGAAGCCUUUGUAUUAGAAGGGAAGAAAUUUGUCAGAUUACCUGAUGAAGAAUUGGGUAUUUUCCACACAGAAGAUUGUUAUGUGUUUCUAUGUAGAUACUGGUUACCUGUUGAGUAUGAUGAUGAUGAUGAAGAAGAUGAAAAUGAAGAGCCACCAGAAGAAGAUUUUAAAUGUGUGGUCUAUUUCUGGCAAGGAAGAGAUGCAUCAAACAUGGGAUGGCUUACUUUCACUUUCAGUUUACAAAAGAAGUUUGAGGGUUUAUUUGGUGACAAGUUAGAAGUUGUGAGGACACACCAACAACAAGAAAACUUAAAAUUCUUAUCCCAUUUCAAGAGGAUGUUUGUAAUAAGAUGGGGAAAGAGGAAGUUGCCAACACAAGAAGCUCCUAAACCAAAUGUAGAAUUGUUCUAUUUAAGAGCUAAUGGUAGUCCCAUUGCUACAAGAUGUAUACAGGUAAAACCAGAUGCAUCACAGCUGAAUUCUUGCUUUUGUUUUAUACUGAUGGUGCCAUUUGACAGUGAAGAUUUGAAGGGUGUUGUAUAUGUGUGGAUAGGUGGUAAGGCAGAACAUGAAGAAGCAACUCUAGCAGAAAAGAUAGCUUAUAUGAUGUAUGCUGAUAAUUACACUGUGCAGAUGAUAAAUGAAGGAGAAGAACCAGAAAACUUUUUCUGGGUAGGAAUAGGUGGCAAAAAACCAUAUGAACAUGAUAAUUCAUUUAUGAACUGUGCCAGAUUGUUCAGAUGUUCAAAUGAGAAAGGAUAUUUUACAGUCUCAGAAAAAUGUGCAGACUUUUGUCAGGAUGAUUUAGCAGAUGAUGACGGUAUGAUAUUAGAUAAUGGUGAACAAGUUUUCCUGUGGGUUGGUAAAAAGACUAGUGAUGUAGAAAUCAAAUUAACAUUUAAAAGUGCACAGGUUUAUAUUCAGCAUCUAAGGAACAAACAACCAGACAAGCCAAGGAAGCUACUACUUGCCAUGAAGUACAAAGAACAUAAGAAGUUUACUAAGUGUUUCCAUGGGUGGGGACUUUACAAGGAGCCAAUAGAAUAAACAUAAGCUUAUGUGAUAUCUUUAUAACUGUCUUCCAUGAUAAUAAUUUAUUAGAUUGCUGUCCCAAGUAUGCUUGUUUAUGAUAACUUAAGAUUAUUUUAUGAUAACUUGCAGCUGUGUUUUCUAACUUGAGGCUUGUUUAUGAUAACUUGAUAUGGCUUGAUCCAAUUCUUUUAAUAGUUUUGAUAUGUUGUUUCUCAUGACAAAACAGAGGUCACAACAGAUUUUAGUGAUUUACAUUUUAGUUGUUCAUGAGUUAUUUCUCUUGAUUAUUUUUUAACAAUGGCACUUAUAAAUGUUUUUGGUGUAACAAUUUUUAUAGUUUCAGUAAACACUAAUUAUACUUUAUUUGACCAUUCAUUCCACAUUUGUAUUUGUAACUUCUCCUGAAUUGCUUUACAGAAUUUUUGAAUACCUUCACAGACAUCUAACAAGCAUGCUCCUAUUUAACUGUUUCAUGAAUUGAUUUUGGGGUUAUCAUUUUGCAUGACAUGGACUGCAAUAUUUUAAAACUACACUUAUUUUUGUCCUGUCCUGCUAAUCUCUUGAUCAGAAUUUAUUGAAAUUUUCUCAGAAUCUUCAUCAGAUAAUGUCAAGAAGAGUCUCCUAUUUCAUUUAUUUUCUUUUUCACUUUUUGGGUUUCCCUAGACAUUUCAUGGAUUUUUCAAUGGGUACUCAUUUUUGUAUCAGCAACUCUUAAACCCCAAUUUUUUGAAAUUUUUUCAGAAUUUUAAUUGUAUUGUGCCAUUGCAUAAUUGGUUUCGUCAUCUGAAUUAUAAUGUGAUUUCCCGUAACAAAUCAUAAACUUUGCCUUUUACCUAUUUUUGGAAAUAUGAUUUUGUGAGUGUUGCUCACAGUACCUCUUAGUAGUUUUGAAAAGACUGCCUAAACCACAGACCAAUGUUUAUUUUUAAAUGUUAGAACUAGUCUUUAAUGCUGUUUAAAAAAAUGAAAAUACAAUACAUUGUAACUAAAUAAUGACCAAUUGCUAAGAAAUGUGUUCAAGUCAAGAUUUAUUCUUACAAAAGUGUCAAAGGAGCUGGUUAUUAAUGGAAUGAAUAAAAAUUAACAUUGUGUGAAUGGUGCUUUAAAGCUGAAGUAUAAAUAUUGCUUUAUAAAUCUUCUAUUUCCAAAUUUGAAUAUGUUUUCAAAUUAUAGGAUAUGUUUAAAGACAAUUUAUAAUAUUUCUUAAAUAGAUGUAGUAAUGAAUUUCAUAGAGUACAAUGUACUUUCUAAGCAAAUAAGAAUUAAAGUUCAUGUACUUAUAGUCUUUGAUUUAGGCAUUUACAGCUUAGUCUUUAAUACUUUUCUUGAUAUGACAUAAGUGGCAUUACAAUUCUUUGUAAAAUAAGCAUUUUGUUUGGUAUCAAAUUUCAUCAUUGAAAAUACCCACAAAGGCUAUGACAAGUAAAAUAAAGCAGUAAUAAACUGUGCUGUAGAUUUUCGAAAUGAGAAAAAUCUAAAUUUGCACUUGCAUACAGAUACUUAGUUUCAUAUGUGAAACAUGAUUAUCAAUAUUUCUCAUAUCUGAAAACUUAUAUAAAUGAAAUAAAAAAAUCUUGAGAGUCAAAUUAUGCCUCAGAACUAUAGUUUCCUGCUUCCUGACCUACCCUAAUACACUUUAUUGACAUAUAUUGCAACAUCUUUAUUAUUAUGUCCAAAACAUCUCCAACAAAUUUAAACCUUCUCUCCUUUUUUCGGCAAGGAAGCAGGAAACAGCUAUAUAGUUUGGUGCAUUAAGCUUAUAAUCGAAUACCAUACUUUACAAUAUUUAAUGGUGAAGUGCAAUACAUGUAUGUGUCAGUGUGUGUGUUUGUGUUUGAAGGAUUGUUCAUGUUACCUGUUAUAUUGUGUCAUCCUUCAUAACAUGUAU
Mytilus trossulus (common blue mussel) is the source of this 5612-nucleotide messenger RNA. RefSeq names its product protein flightless-1 homolog. NCBI's taxonomy places the organism in Eukaryota, Metazoa, Mollusca, Bivalvia, Mytilida, Mytilidae. The coding region runs from base 23 to 3739 and encodes 1238 amino acids. Gene Ontology annotation, molecular function: actin filament binding; phosphatidylinositol-4,5-bisphosphate binding. Gene Ontology annotation, cellular component: cytoplasm; actin cytoskeleton; nucleus. The transcript has 35 exons. Gene Ontology annotation, biological process: barbed-end actin filament capping; actin filament severing; actin polymerization or depolymerization. The record is from RefSeq and is a predicted model, not a curated record.